Danio aesculapii is the source of this 2161-nucleotide messenger RNA. Its product is annotated as zinc finger protein 184. The transcript has 8 exons. NCBI's taxonomy places the organism in Eukaryota, Metazoa, Chordata, Actinopteri, Cypriniformes, Danionidae. The record is from RefSeq and is a predicted model, not a curated record. Gene Ontology annotation, molecular function: DNA-binding transcription factor activity; RNA polymerase II cis-regulatory region sequence-specific DNA binding. Bases 88 to 1746 code for a protein of 552 amino acids. Gene Ontology annotation, biological process: regulation of transcription by RNA polymerase II.
AUACCACAAGCGGAUGUUGUUGACUCACGGGACAGCAGCUUCCCGUACACAAACACAUUUUCAUUUGGACGGAUUUGUUUUAUCACAAUGGCGAAUAUUAUAACGUUCCAAACGCAAAUCGCGUCAGUUAUUGAAGUACUUGCAAACGCCGCUGUGGCAGAAAUCUGCAAACUUGUUGAAGACAGCUAUGCAGAUUUACAGCUUGAAAUAUCUCAAACGCAAAAGGAAAAUAGCCUGCUUAAAAAGAGAUUAAAAAUGAUAGAAAUCAGGGAUUCGUUUUAUCGAAGGGCAAAUAAACUGAGGAACGAGUCGACUGCCUUCAACAAAACCAGUGUUCGCGAAAAACAGUCAGGUAACGGAGGACGAAUCAGCGUAAAGGUGUCUUCUGUAUGUUCUGGUGUUCAUGAUGAAGAAGGAUCUGCUCGCUCUUCAAACGUCUCUGUUAACCAACAGCAACAAAGGAUAGACCAGCAUGCUUUUCAUCAGUCUGUAGAGGAUGAAGAGCCAGAUGUUCUUAUUAUUAAAGAAGAGAGGCCUGAAAAUACGAGGUGUGAACAGUCUGAAAGAGAAAAACAGACCGCAGAGAAUCAUAAAGAUGAAGCCCUGAACAGAAGUGCAGGGGUUUGUGUAGCAGGUCACAGAGAGAACUUCAUUGACCAAAACACAGUCCGGCGCUGCCAUCAAGAGCCUGUAGCAGAUGAUGAGUCAGAUGUUAUCAUUAUUAAAGAGGAGAGACCCGACAGCAUGAGAUGUGAACGCUUAGAAUUAAAUGCUACAGAUACUAAUGGCACGCAAUACGGGAGUGCAGGAGUGUUUGUUCCAGUCCACAGAGAAAGCUUCAUAGACCAGGACACAGUCCAGCACUGCCAUCAAGAGUCUGACGCAAUGCAGCCUGAUCUUCUUCAGGAUGAAAAUACAGAAGUCAAUGCUAUAGGGGAGGACACACAUUUACUCAAUGGUGACACCGGAACGGAGAGACGUUGUGAUGGAGAGGUGGAUUCUAACCUCCAGCCUGUCUCUUCCUAUGCCUCAUGGGUCUCCAGAAGAUUUGACACCACUGCAAACCAUCCAUCCUUCACUGAAUCUGAAUGCAAUGGGGGACCGUCUGUGGAUCAGUACUUGAUGUACAGAGGGAGCACAGAUCCCAUGUGUUCCUAUGCAACUCCGAUUAACUCCAAUAGCUUGUCUGUGUCUAACAUUGAAGGCCAUUUAACACACAACAGUGAAGGUAAUAUUUCUCAAUCUGAACAGCCUCCAUUCACACCAUGCUUUUCUUUCAAACAGUCUGAUACUUCUCACAUGCAGAGGAAAGAUAGGUUUAUGUGUAAACAUUGUGGGAAAGUGUUCUCUCAACCCGGCACUCUUCUUUUACAUCAAAAACUUCAUACCAGAGAAAGGCUUCACAACUGUACGCUCUGCGGAAAAAGAUUCAGUCAGGCGUCUAGCCUCAAAAGACACCACAGCAUUCAUAGAGGAGAAAAACCAUUCAGAUGCCAGCACUGUGGGAAACACUUCUCAGACCAAAGUAACCUCAAAAAACAUGUGACUGUUCACACAGGCGAAAAGCCUUAUGGUUGUAGCCUUUGCGGGAAAAUGUUCAACCAGUCUUCAAACCUCAAAACGCAUAUGAAGAUCCACACGCGUGAGAAACCUUUCGGUUGCGAUCGAUGCGGACGGAUGUUUGCACACAAGUACAUUUUGGUUAAACACCAACAGAGAAUCUGCAUGUCUACUGGUCAAGUGUAGAUGGCAUAAGGUAGAAAGAAGUCACAAUCAAUCAAUUCAAAUUGACUAAACUAUGUUAAAAAUGGACUCUAUAUACUUUCUGUCCAUGGUUAUUGGUUUUACAGUAUUAAGUUCUACUGGUGCUCAUUAUUCCAGAUAAGAUAAAAGACUCAAAAGGAUCAAAGAAUUAAAAGGAACAAUGUGCAGCUGCAUUUUUGAAAUUCGACAACAAUCAAUUUCAAAUUCACUACCAACGAUUCAAACAAUUGCAAGUGGAUAAAUUCAAGACCCUACUUCUUUCAUGGAAAGUUCUUUCACGUUCAUAACUUUUCUUUGCUUUUUAUCAAGUGCUGUAAUGUACAGUACAUAUUGUAAUAUUGUCUUUACACUAAUUGGAGUAAAUGUGACAGAGUAUUGUAUACAUUUUAACUUAAAA